Molecule: messenger RNA, 1526 nt
Organism: Cannabis sativa
Lineage: Eukaryota; Viridiplantae; Streptophyta; Magnoliopsida; Rosales; Cannabaceae
Exons: 1
Coding region: 323-1261 (312 amino acids)
Source: RefSeq, a predicted model, not a curated record
GCCCAUAAAAUAUAAAGAGACUUGUGAAACCUUUCAUUGUACCUUCUCUAUCUUGUGAUUGUUAUUAAAGACUACACAUCAUAUCAUAUCAUAAUCUAGUGUGUGUGUGUGUCUUGUCUCCCACCGCUCUUCAUUCAAACUACUCUAACCUAUAUCACAUUUUUCUUUCUAAAACUCACAAGACUAUUUCACAAUUUUCUUUUCUUUUCUUCUAUUGGUAUAUAUAUCCACAUAUAUAUAAACAUAUCAUCAUCAUUAUCCUCUAAAUAUUAUUUCAUUUUCAUGCAUAUAUUGAAUAGCAUGCCUUGAUAAUAUUAUUAUUAUGAUGAAAGACCUUUCCUUAUUCUUAGUGAAAAAUUCAUUAGGAGGAAAGAUGAGAAAAGGAUUCCGGUCAACUUUUUGCAACGGCGACGACUCCACAUCCACCCUCGACCGCCACCUUCUUCCUCCUCCUCCACCUUCUGAUCAUCAUCUUCCUCUUCCUCUUCCUCUUCUCCAACAUGAUCAUAAUCAUAAUCAAGUUGGAACCUUAGAAGAGAUGAUUCUCAAACUAGAGUUAGAAGAAGAGAAAGCAAGAAAAUAUUCCACCACUACUACUAAUAACCGCGAACAUGGUAUUAACCAUGGUCGCAAAAUGUCUUAUUGUAACAACAACAACAAUAGCUCAGAUAUACUCAUGUCAGCGAGAAAUGCUGCCAUGAGUCAGUAUCCGAGAUUCUCCCUUGAUGGGAAGGAUGCUAUGUACCGAUCUUCCUUCAGAAACAACGAUAAUAAUAUGAAGAUGAUGGAAUUAGAGCAAGGAAGGAGAUCGGUGUGUUGUGGUGAGCUCAAAAGGCUUAGGGGGAGACUACUCGGCCUAGGGGGAGGCGGUGGGGGGCUUGUGCUGCCUCCCACGUUGGCUGGAGAGAGCGUUGUGUGGUGUAAGCCGGGAGUUGUGGCGAAACUUAUGGGAUUGGAUGCAAUGCCAAUGCCUGUGAAGAGGAGGAGUAUUGUUAAGCAAGAGGAGAUCAUAAUGGACGGUGUUGAUCGUCAUCAACAUCAUCAUCAUCAUCAUCAUCGUGUGGAUAUAAUGGACGGUGGUGAUGAAAAGGAGAUGUUGUUUAAGAUGAGAUCUAACAAUAAUAAUAAGAAGAAAAGUAGUUAUAACAAUAAUAAUGGUUAUAACUGUAAUAAUAACAACAAUAAUAAUGUUAUGAUGAAACCCGUGAUGGAAGUACACUCCGGUGGUGGUGGCGGCAGUGGACGCCGGCGUUUUCAUUAAAUGAUUGAUAUUAUUAUUCUUAUUAUCUAAUUUAUUAUUAAUUAAUUAAUAUAUAUUGGUUAUGUGAUGAAAGAAAUUCACAAAAUUAAUUAUUAGAUAUUUAAUUUUGUUUUAUUUUUGUAAUAUAUGUAUUAUGGUAUAUAGAUAUAUGUAUACUGAUUUUUUUUAUGUAUCUAUACAAUUUCAGAAAUUAUUAUUGCUAGCUAUAUAUCUGUUUAUUUAGUGAUAUGUCGAAUAAUAUAAUUAAUUUAGUGUGAUUGUAUUU